Molecule: messenger RNA, 3288 nt
Organism: Aspergillus affinis
Lineage: Eukaryota; Fungi; Ascomycota; Eurotiomycetes; Eurotiales; Aspergillaceae
Exons: 7
Coding region: 1-3288 (1095 amino acids)
Source: RefSeq, a predicted model, not a curated record
AUGGCUGUACGCUCUGCUUCAUGGAAGGCCUCUCAGGCUGAAAAGAGGAAAGAAGCGUGCCGUAAGCUUCGUCUUCAACGGGGAUACGACGUAAAUGCGAAUGUCCAGAAAGAUGCCGAAAGAACACGGGGUAGAGCCUCGAUGAAGACCAAAGAGGACUAUAGGAAGAGAGUGCGCAAGUACGAAGAGUUUCUUAUUGAGCAGAGAAAUAUGCCCGACGGAUAUACCAUUAAAGAGGGACAUCCGGCUCCAAGCUUAGAGGAGCUUAAAGCUUUCAUGCGCUGGCUUAUUGAGUCUACAAAAGGCAAGAUUGCCUCAGACGGACGGCCAACUAUGCACACGAUGUUAGUUCGGGCCCAGCAGUUUGUUCCAGGCUUCUUCCUUGAAACUGGGAAUGAGAUACCUCGUUGUGAUCGGCAGGAACUCUACUAUUGGAUCGAACAUGAAUUGGUUGAACAAGGCCUUCUCUCAGCAGUCACAAAGCCAAAGUACAAUUUUAAACUAAGUGAUUUUGAGCGUGCCAUAGUCACUCUCUGGGCUACCGAUGACGCCUUCUUCACACAUGGGAGACACCGUGUUCAAUUCCAUUUUAUAACUCUCCAGUACCUGUGCGCAGGCUCUAGAGUAUCAUCUUUGGCCCCUGCAUCCGAGAACAAAGAUGGGAGGGGACUCCGUUAUAAAAAUAUUGAUCUCGUGUUGUUUCGCGCUGAUGAUGCUCCUUGGAGGGUUGGAUGGCGACUUAAUCAACAGUUUGUCAAGAAUAACAAAGACCCUAAAAAUACAAUGUUCGGAACCGCUAUUUGGGACUGUGACGAGCCCAUUUACGCAGGCGCACUAUAUCUUGUAGCACUGGCUCUUGCUGAUAAUGCCCUCUUCGGGUUUUCAACCCCUGAAGAAUUCUUUGAGCAACGAAUCCCAGAGGGAGAGAACGAAUUGGUCCUCAGAUGGAAUGAUGAAGCUAAAGACCGAUGCAUUGUCAGAGGCGUCACGGCUGAAGGGGUCAGUGAAGAACCGUUAACUAAAGGGACAUAUCAGUUCGAUUUCAAAAGAGUCCUGGCCAAUGCUGGUUAUUUUGUAACUGCUACAGUCCAUGCAAUGCGCCGUGCUAUAGGGGCAGCCGUCGAUGGGAAGUAUACCGCGGCUCAUGUUGCCCAGAUCCUGACACAGAAGUCUACAGCUGUCUAUGGAAAUGACUACCUCGCAAACUGUUCUGGCGUAGAUGUCUUUAACGCACUGAAGGGCAGACUUGCCGACCACACUCACAUCGACUAUUUUCAGGGCUACGGGCAGUUCCACGAACAUGGACUCCCACGUCGUCUGCCCAUCGAAGAGGAACAGACUAUCGAAGCAGAUCCGCGCCUGAUAGCUAAAAUCGCAGAGUCCUCUGAAGCGAUAUCUGACAAUGAGACCAGACGUAUAUCUCGCGAAUGCGCAGUACUGCGGAAAAAGAUCUACUUGGAAAAACUCCAGCGAUAUCAAAGUAAAUGGGUACAAACUCGGCGUGAUUGGAAGGUCCUCACCAGGGGCCGUGAACGUCCGGACCAUGUCGAGCAGGUUGCGAAAAAGCAGGCGCUGUGCAAGAUUAUGCCUGAAUUAGGGCGUUUGGCAGCAGUUAUUUCGUCUAAUGAGCCGCUCUCGUUCAACGAAAAAGCCAGCGUGGUAAGAGACCUUUUCACUCAAUGUACACGCGAUUUUACCGUGACGUAUCGUCCGGGAGAGGAGCCCGUUGAGGGCCGAUGUCCGGUAGCCAGUUGCGGUAAACUGCUGGAGACGAUCAAGAGACCUAGUCGGAGUACGCAUAUCCACAGUUGUGUUAAGGGGGAAUAUGCUCGUAGCAUGGAGAUUCCGCCUCAACAGGUGAAGUAUUGUUGGGAAUGUUACACCUUCCAUAAUGCAGAGACUGCCGCAUUUGAAGAGCAUUGUGCAGGUCAUCUUUCCUCGAUGACCAGCCAACACUACGAGGUAAUGGUGUAUCGCCAUACUACUAUCCGUGCUGGCUACUGCAUUGAGUGCAUGUGGAACAACGGGCUUUCCGCAGCCCACAGGAUGAGAGCCUUUGACCGAAGUACAGAAUUGAGAUCUCACGUGGAUGAACAUAUUGACCUAAAAGCAUGGCCCUCAGAAUGUCCUGACCCCUCCUGUAGCCACCAUGCUACCGGAGAACAGGACUACCGUCGGCACCUUCAUGACGUGCACCACUACCACAAAACCAUCUGUGUGCAAUCCGAGAAGGCACACAAAAAACGAUCGUUCUCUAUACCAGAAGAGGAGUAUACUCGAGGGGAAAGCCAGCUGGUGCAGGCAGAACGCCCGCGCAAGCGUCGCAAGAAUCCUUCUACCUCAUCACCUACCGGUAAAAAGGAACUGAAAAUUGCUUUCUGGGAGCCUCCCACAAUGCCCGCCAAUACGACUUCGACCGUUCUAGCUCUGAAGAAGAACGAGUAUCAGGGUAGACCGCAGGCUUUGGAUUGGCAUACCGGCAACCGCCAAAGCACAAUUGUAUCAGAUGGAAGCCAGAAUAUCUAUAGUGCCCUACCGAUCUCAUCCGACCCCCCCGGUCUCACGGAUGACACCUGUGCCCACUCGAUUCGUUCAACAGAUUCUUCAACCCAUGGGGAAGUUCCUAUCGAUCCACGGCUUCUAGAGACAUCACCUCCGCUUUCAUACCAAGUAGAUGACGCAAGUAAACGGCCCAGUACAUAUGGACCCUGGGAGCGUGUGGAGGAUCAUGUCGGCACUGAGCAGCCGGAGAUUAAUACCGUGCGGCAAGUGACACCUGCCAUCUCUUGUCAGAAAGAAACCUAUGGACAAAGUGUCGCUGCUCCCGAGACAGACAACAUCUCCAUUGAACUUGCACCACCGUCUCCGACUACGCCAAGCAAGAAUCCAGGAUUGAGGUCCUAUGGAACGACCCCAAUAGUGGAAACAGUUCCCACCCUAGAAAGCACCUCCAGCAUGCACGUUGGCGAAAGCAAAAUGGAAGAGGCCGUGAAUCCUACAGGACCGAUAACAAGAGCUAGAGCUCGCAAGCAAGCAGCCAAGGCUCGUCAAAAGUCCACAAAGUCGCAUAAAUCAAGUCAGAAGGUUCUGCCCUACAGCGAGAAAGAAGAUGAUUUCCUCAGAACACUUAUGCGAGAAUUGGCCACUAUCGACGCGGUAACGUUGGCUUUCCAAGAGCGCUUCCCUUACCGGUCUGAGGUUUCGCUUCGGAAACGUUGGUCCAUUAUACGACCAUUAUCACGGCGAUCGACUCGAUCCAGACCACUGGGAAAAUCGCAUAUCUAUUGA